Messenger RNA from Colletotrichum higginsianum IMI 349063, 3009 nucleotides. RefSeq names its product C6 finger domain-containing protein. Gene Ontology annotation, cellular component: nucleus. Gene Ontology annotation, molecular function: zinc ion binding; transcription cis-regulatory region binding; DNA-binding transcription factor activity, RNA polymerase II-specific. The record is from RefSeq and is a predicted model, not a curated record. Gene Ontology annotation, biological process: positive regulation of transcription by RNA polymerase II. The coding region runs from base 1 to 3009 and encodes 1002 amino acids. The transcript is spliced from 5 exons. Lineage: Eukaryota; Fungi; Ascomycota; Sordariomycetes; Glomerellales; Glomerellaceae.
AUGGACUCCGCCGACGUGGUACUUGAGGACGGCAAGUCCCCGACCAAGAGCUCAGACAACAAUGAGGACAACGGAAACGACGAUCCGAACCGCAAGAAGGCGAAUGUGAGGAAGAGGACCAAGACGGGCUGUCUCACUUGCCGGAAGCGCCGCAUCAAAUGCGACGAGGGACGCCCCAUCUGCAGCAACUGCAUCAAGUCCAAGAGACACUGCGAGGGUUACAACCAGCGCGUCAUCUUCAAAGACCCCAUCGCGUCAUUCAACCUCAAUGGUGUCUACGGUCCCGUCGUUUAUCCUCCCGAGUCAUCAAGCUCGCCAUUUCAGAGUAUUCCUAACCCCCCACCAAAGUCGUCUAAUGGUCCUCCUUUGGCCCCAAUAGCUCCCAAGCCACCGCAGCAUCCGGACUUUCAAGGUCAGCCGAUGCUUCACUAUGGCCACGGGUUCCUGGGUCAGUUUCAAGGUCAAAUACCGCCGACGGCCUUCGACUUCAACCAGUUUCCGCACGGAGAGCAUCACAUGCACUCGAGCUCGUCUGUCAUUUCGCCAGCCAGUCAAUUUCGGGGGCAGUUUGGUGACCAUCGGAGUAACCUUGCCAGUCCGAUUACGGAUAGCGGCCCAUUUGUUCAUAACCCGGCAGGGCCAUGGAGAGGACAGCCGACCGCAGGCCUUACGCGAGCGGAGGUCUUCUCCGAUAACAACGCCGCCGCUCGGACGGAUCAAGCAACCGAGGACGCGGAGAUCGAAUAUCUGUACUCGGACGAUGACGCAUCCAUGCCCGACUCGGACGACGCUUUCGACGAUGCGAUGGGCGAGGAGAGCGCCUAUGGUCAGUUAGUCCAGAGCCGCAACGAUGGGCCCUGGGACGGGUUCGGAACCAAGAUGAGAUCCUUCUCCGCCUUCGCCGAGGAAACUAUCCUCACGUCGUACAUCCCCACGCCCAACAACUCGCCACUGAACGACGAGCGAACAGCAGCCUUGUUCUGGCACUUUAUUAACGUUACGGGGCCAAGCAUGUCUCUGUACGAGAGGCAUCCGUUCGAUCACUCAAAGCUGACAAACAACUACUCGGUGCCCAAGGCCGGGCAUAACAUUUGGACCUGUGAGACUACUCGUUCUGGCGCUUCUGCACUCUGGCUGACCUUGAUAGACACUUUCCCCAUCAUCUCCUUCAACCACCCGGCGCUCCUCCAGGCGAUGCUCGCUCUGGGUGCGUUGCAAAUAGCCAAGCUGCAGAAGAUCCCCCCGACAGCGGCCAUGAAGCACUAUCACCUCGCCAUCCGCAGAAUCGCAAGGAAUUUGCGGAGUCCCAAGAGGAGAACGCAACCUGCUACUCUAGCAGCCUCCCUCUUGCUAGGAUACUUUGAAGUAUGGAACUCGGACCACACCAAGUGGUGCAACCAUCUGUUCGGGUCCAGGCUCCUGAUCAGGGAAAUUCCCUUCAGGCAGAUGACCAAGAACAUACUGCCGCUGAAGAGGGCCAGGCGGGCGCUGUUCCAAGAGAGCCAGAACCAGCCGAUGGACCCCUUUUUCAUGGGUCACGACAACACGCACAUGAUGAGCCACGACCUAGACGACCUCGAUCUCGGCCUUCUCAGCAAGCUCACGAACCAGCAGGUUUCGUACGAGGACGAUGAGCCGGCGACUGGUAACUUGUAUACGGAUCGGGAUAUCGAACACUACGAACAUCUUCGGGACUUGUAUUGGUGGUACUGCAAGAUGGACGUCUACCAAAGCAUACUGGGUGGAGGAAAGCCAUUUAUGGACUACCAGCACUGGACCCAGUGUCCACCACGAGCGCCGAUGGGCCGGCUCGAGGCCAUAUAUGGGACGUACGACCACCUGAUGCUGCUGCUCGGGCGUUUGUGCAGCUUCGCGGCCAAGGAUCUACCCAGGAAACGGAAAUCGUUCAAGGGUUUCGGACCUCCUCCAGGCGGUGGGCGACCCGGAGGGCCACCGGAGGGGCCGCCAAAUGUUGGUGAGCCACCGGGCAGAGGCCAGGGGUGGCCCCCACCAGGAAUGGCAGGUGGAAUGCCCGGCGGCGGGCCUCCCGGAGGACCCCCGAUGGGCAUGCCACCCCCGGGUAUGAUGAGAGGCCCGCCGCCGGGUGCGAUGCCCGGAGGCAACGGCGGGUCGCCUCCCAUGUUCCCCGGCAUGCUUCCGAACCUCGGAAAGGUGACACUACCAAUGGGCUUCUCUCCGCCGCGGGACGACUCCCCACCACCGCCGGGCGAAGAAGUGCGGGAAGACCUCGACUCCGACAUGGCGGCAGACGCCGCAAUGCGCGAGUGGGAAUCCCUGCGCGAGGCGUUUGAGAUACUCCGAUCACGGUUCGGUCCGGAGUUCCAGCCCCUGGGCGCCGAAUACGCCGAUCGCAGAGACUCGCCAUUCGGCCCGACGCUGCAGUAUCGCACUUUUUCCGUGGCGGGCAUCUGGAUGAACUACUACAUGGGCCUGAUUCACCUGUACCGCGCGCACCCCAAGAUGCCGCCCGCCGCUAUGAUCGCCGCGGGCAUCCAGGCGCAACACACGGUCAAGUUUGCCAUCGAGAUUGGGCGGAUCGCGGCUGGGUUGACGGACGACUGUGCCAACGUCGUCGAGAUCAGUACUCUCGUCGGCGCCGCGCUGAUUGAGAGUUCCUUUUGUCUCUUUGUUGGCGGGAUCCAGUACCAAGACAACGCCCAGCGGCAAUGGAUCGUCAGGUGGAUGCACGACAUUGCCCGGCUCACCGGGUGGCAGUCGGCAAGGCAGAUCGCCGAGGGCUGCGAGUCCGGGUGGAAGAAGGCGGCCGCCAUGGGCCGGGGACCGCCGUACACGCGCGACCCAAGCCUGCAGACCGUGGUGCCGCAGUCCGUGUGGACGAACCCGCGCAGGAUCGGGGCCAGGCUCGAGCAGCUCGACAGCGACGAUACGAUGCUUGUCGUGGCCAAGUCCGAGAGGGCAUUCUACGCUCUCGGGCUGCUCAGCGUCGAGCAGGAGCUGGAGAGGCUGGUCAUUAAGGACGAGGGGUGA